Molecule: messenger RNA, 1551 nt
Organism: Myodes glareolus (Bank vole)
Lineage: Eukaryota; Metazoa; Chordata; Mammalia; Rodentia; Cricetidae
Gene: Vta1
Product: vesicle trafficking 1
Biological process (GO): late endosome to vacuole transport via multivesicular body sorting pathway
Cellular component (GO): multivesicular body
Source: RefSeq, a predicted model, not a curated record
CAGAGAGCGCUGCUGCUGUGUGUAACACCAAAGACUCACAUAACCCGCGUUAUAGCUGCCUUGAGCGCGGCAGCGAAGUUUGUCUCUUCCGGGCAUCCGUCCCGCCCAGCCGACAAGCCGCUGAGCAACGGCAGAGUGGGUGGGAUUUGCUCCGCUCGGAGGCGGAAGCGGAAGUGUUUGUGGCCGGCUAGUAGGAAGUGGCGCUUCCGGGAGUGGAGAUGGCCGCACUGGCCCCGCUGCCGCCGUUGCCCGCGCAGUUUAAGAGCAUACAGCAUCAUUUGAGAACGGCUCAGGAGCAUGACAAGCGGGACCCCGUGGUGGCCUACUACUGUCGCUUAUAUGCUAUGCAAACUGGAAUGAAGAUUGAUAGUAAAACUCCUGAGUGUCGUAAAUUCUUAUCAAAGCUAAUGGAUCAGUUAGAAGCUCUUAAGAAACAGCUGGGAGAUAAUGAAGCUGUUACUCAAGAAAUAGUUGGCUGUGCCCAUUUGGAAAAUUAUGCUUUGAAAAUGUUCUUGUAUGCAGACAAUGAGGAUCGAGCGGGACGGUUUCACAAAAACAUGAUCAAGUCCUUCUACACCGCGAGCCUUUUAAUCGAUGUCAUAACAGUGUUUGGCGAGCUGACAGAUGAGAAUGUGAAACACAGAAAGUAUGCAAGGUGGAAGGCAACAUAUAUCCAUAACUGCUUAAAGAACGGGGAGACUCCUCAAGCAGGCCCUGUUGGAAUAGAAGAAGAUAACGAUGUUGAAGAAAGUGAAGAUGUUGGUGCCACCUCUCUGCCCACUCAGCCACCUCAGUCAUCAUCUUCAACAUAUGACCCAAGCAACUUGGCACCAGGCAGCUACAGUGGGAUACAGAUUCCUCCAGGUGCACAUGCUCCAGCUAAUACACCCGCAGAAGUGCCACACAGCACAGGCGUAACAAGUAAUACCGCGCAGCCUAGUCCACAGACUGGUCCAGUCAUCGAUCCUGACCUGUAUACAGCUUCCCAGGGGGAUAUCCGCCUGACACCAGAGGAUUUUGCUCGAGCUCAGAAGUACUGCAAAUACGCUGGCAGUGCUCUGCAAUAUGAAGAUGUGGGUACCGCUGUGCAGAACCUACAGAAGGCUCUUAGGCUGCUGACAACAGGCAGGGAGUGAAACGUCCGGCCUGGAAGCAUGUGUUUGCAGCCUCCAGAACUAACAGCCAUCACACUUUCCUCAGCCUGUCGGGAGCAUGGUUUGACAGAAGACUGCAGUUCGACUGAGUAUGACAAUGACCUCUGUGUGUUUCAGAUUCCUGGGGUCGCAUUCUUCAGCUGCCUCAGCCAGUUGUCAUUGUCCAGUGAGUAGAUCCAUUUAUCUCUGAGUAUAGAGAGCUGAUCUUAGCAUCAAACCCUGCUUCAAAAAAGGAAAAUGUCCCUGUAGAAAAUCAUGUUGGGUAUAAGCUUUCUUAAUUUAUAUACACUAAAGGAAGUUUUUGAAAAAUCUGUAAUAUUUGGACAAACCAUAUUAUGUUGCUAUAAUAUCCUAAAUUAAACGUUUAAUAAAGAUUGCCAGAAUAUUCUGGAUUGGA